This is a messenger RNA of Bipolaris victoriae FI3, 1245 nucleotides long. RefSeq lists its product as hypothetical. The coding region runs from base 1 to 1245 and encodes 414 amino acids. The record is from RefSeq and is a predicted model, not a curated record. The transcript has 3 exons. Lineage: Eukaryota; Fungi; Ascomycota; Dothideomycetes; Pleosporales; Pleosporaceae.
AUGACUGUUACUCAGACGAUCACUGCAGAACUCGAUGCAUUUAACGAGUACGUUAACUUUGCAAAGAAAUAUUCACUGUUCUAUCCAGAACUGUAUAAAACGGUGUCAACAAGCGAUGGCGAUUUAAAUAUUCCAGUCACUGAUCACGCGAAAUACUGGGUUGGAAAUGAAUAUCUCAAUAGUAAAGUAAUGACAGGAACUCACAUCGAUGGUAUUGUUCUUCGGACAGGAGGCACUACAAGUAGGCCAAAGUUCACGGCUAUCUCCCAAAUUGAGCUUCAAAGGUCGGUCGAUAUUCCCGGAGAUCGGUUUGGCAAACUCUUUUACGCUGGCGAUUGCUAUGGCUCGCUCCUUUAUCAAAUACUCAGCAUCAUGGCACUUCCGAUACCUGUAAUCCAAGUAUCAAUAGGUGGUUCCUUAGCACCGGAAUCCAUGGAACAUUUGAUCAAGGAAUGCAAUGUCAAUGCCCUUGGAUCGACGCCGACUGCCUUGGUAUACUUGGCAAAUUGGUGUCUCUCUGCAGAAAAGACUUGCCCGGAAAUCCGUCUGGUUUUGUUUGCUGGGGAACCGUUAUUUUCAGACCAGAAGUCUUUGCUACAAUCUGUCUUUCGAAACGCAAAGUUUACAAGCUUCCGCUACGCAAGUACCGACUCUGGUAUUGUAGGAAAACUAGUGGAUCUUACAGAUCCCCGAGUUUACCAAGUUUCUCCUGGAAUCAUUGCAGAGGUAUACAUAGACAUUGAAAGAGGGGAGUUUUGUCAAGAGAACGGAGUAGAAGGAAGUUUGGUUAUCACGAACCUUCUUCGAAGGCUUAUGCCAGUAGUUCGUUAUCCAACGGGUGAUAGGGUCGAAUGGGUUGGCUACAAGGCUGGGAUAUUUCGUCUUCUUGCGCGAGAUAGUCAUUCUUUACGUCUUGGACCCGUUUCAAUUGAUGUGCAAGACAUACGGAAGAUCGUGCCUGCGGUCCUCCCAGGCAUCAAGAUUGUAGCCUUACAGGCUGCGAUAUUACGUCAAGGUGCGAACGACUUACUUCAGUUCCGAAUAGACGCCGAACCCACCGAUGAAAAAGCUGCAGAGCUACUUAUCAGGGCACGCUUGUACGAGGAACGACCAAUGCUCGCAGAACAUGUACUUUUAGGGUAUAUUGCAGAGCCUGGAGUCCGCUUCAUGUCAAUCUCUGAGAUGAAAGUGAAUGAUGCAAUGGGGAAAUUGCCGCAAGGUGUAGAUCUUCGCGGGAGUAGCUGA